AUGGCCUCCAUCUUACGCCUGUUCACGGCGCACUUCAACGCCCGUCUGGCGUUCAGCGUCAGCCUGGUUGCUCUCAGCACCGCCAAUUAUGGGUUCGACAACCAGGGCUUCAGCGCGGCACAGGCCAUGAAUCCGUUCGAGAAACAAUUCGGCGUGUACAAAUACGAUGCAAAGACGAAGAAGUUUCAGUACGCGCUGCAGGCAUACUGGCUUUCCCUUUAUUCCUCCGUGAUCUGGAUCGGUUUUGGCGUUGGACUCGUCGCCGGCAGCUCAAUCAGUGCGAAAUGGGGUCGACGAGCCGGCAUGCUCGCUCUCUCAAUCUGGUCCAUCAUUUGCGCCACGGUCAUCGUCAGCUCCUUUAGCAAAUGGCAGCUUCUCGCCGGUCGCAUCCUGUUCUACGGCUAUCUGGGCAUGGAGCUGGCCGUGCUCUCCGUCUACCAGGCAGAAGCAGUCCCCACUGAAGUUCGCGGCCUCGUCGUCUGCACCUAUAACUUUUCCCAAGGCAUCGGCGGACUGAUCAUGAACCUCAUCUGCUUGGGUACUUCGAGAAUCCCCAACAACAGCAGCUGGCGAAUCCCCUUUGGCCUCUUUUAUGUAGUGCCGUCCAUUGUCAUCGCGGGUCUGUACUGGGUACCCGAGUCACCCCGAUGGCUCCUCGUAAACAAAAGACGUGACGAAGCCUAUCACAGCCUUCGCCUACUUCGCCAAGGCAAGCGCACGGAAGAGGAGAUUGCAGCAGAACUCUUGUCGAUCGAGACCGCCCUACGUGAAGAGCCGGAGCAGGGGCGCUUCAAAGAAAUCUUCUACAAGGAGAACAUUCGGAGAACACUCAUCGCCACGGGCAUGAACUUCUUCCAGGAGUUCAGCGGGCAGCAAAUCACCGCCAAAUUCGGCGCCCUCGUAGUCAAAGAUAUUGGGGGUAUCGAUCCCUUUAUCAUCACCGUGGUUUUUGCGGUCGUCGGGAUCAUCACCACAUUCUUUGUCAUGGUUUACAGCGACAGUGUUGGAAGAAGACCAUUCAUCCUGGCAAGUAUUACGACCAUGAUCUGCGCCGAAAUUGGCCUCGGAGUAAUCGGAGGGUACGACUACACCAAGAUCAAAUCGCUCGCCUCCGCAGCCAUCUUCUUCCUGGUCUUGCUUUCCUUCGGAUUCAGUCUGGGCUUUGCUCCCUUGACCAACGUGGUCAUGACCGAGGUGGUCUCCCUGCGCCUGCGCGACAUGUCUGUCAGAACUGCAGGCAUGGCUCGGGUGGUGUCAAAUUUUGUCGUCGGUUUCACGCUGCCUUACGAAAUCGACGACAUUGGCCUACAGCUGGGGUACAUCUACGCGGGGAUAUGCGUGAUUGCCAUCACCUUCGUCUUCUUCUGCGUACCGGACUGCAGCGGCAAGAGCCUGGAGACGAUCGAGUAUCUCUUCCACAAGGGCGUUCCAGCAAGAAAAUUCAAGUCGUACCAGGGCGAGCUGCGAGAUCACAGGCAGGACAGUAUCAUCGAAGACGAGAUUGCGUCACACGAAAAGGGCGCAUUGAAAGAGGCGGUGGAGCUCAAGAGACAGGAAGAAGUGUCUGAUGAGAAGCUCUGA
Messenger RNA from Neohortaea acidophila, 1581 nucleotides. RefSeq names its product general substrate transporter. The record is from RefSeq and is a predicted model, not a curated record. The coding region runs from base 1 to 1581 and encodes 526 amino acids. NCBI's taxonomy places the organism in Eukaryota, Fungi, Ascomycota, Dothideomycetes, Mycosphaerellales, Teratosphaeriaceae. Gene Ontology annotation, molecular function: carbohydrate:proton symporter activity. Gene Ontology annotation, cellular component: membrane. The transcript has 9 exons. Gene Ontology annotation, biological process: transmembrane transport; carbohydrate transport.